This is a messenger RNA of Ichthyophthirius multifiliis, 1743 nucleotides long. RefSeq lists its product as hypothetical. The record is from RefSeq and is a predicted model, not a curated record. NCBI's taxonomy places the organism in Eukaryota, Ciliophora, Oligohymenophorea, Hymenostomatida. The transcript is spliced from 2 exons.
AUGAAAUAAAUUAUUUAAAUUAAUAAAAAUAUUAAUAAUUAUUAAUAUUGCUAUUCAUCUGUAAAACCUGUUCCAAUAUAUGAAGGCAUUAGUAAAUUCAACAGUAUAAAUGAAAAAUUAAGAGUUAAUGAAAACUAUGAAAAACAUAAAUGGUAAAGUAAGUUUAAUUACUAUAAAAUAAAUACCGAUGAGUUAAAGUGCAUUUUUUUGUAAGAUAAUCAAGAUUAUUAAGUCUCUAUAGAAUUAAUAAAUCAAUUUAAUAAAGAUUUGUAAUAAAAAAAUAAUAAUAUCUAACACCUUAAAAAUGCUCCUUGGAAAUUUCAAUUCUUCAAGCAAUUAUACUUUUAAUUAAAAGAAGUUGCUUAAACAUAAGAUAGAAUAGUUCAAAGUGUGUUUGCAAAACAGGUAAAUCUAUGGGCUUUUGAAUAAUUAGAAAGACUAGAAGCAUAAAAUAAAUCUUUGAAACCUUUCGAAGAUGAUAAUUCAUUUAUUUAUCAAUUUUAAGAAAUUAAAAAAUCAAAAAAAGAAGAUUUAAAUUAAUUAUAUUCUCCCAAAAAUAACAAUUAUAAUAACACAACACUAAAUGAAAACGAUGAAACAUCAAACUAAACUUAAGAUACUUCUAAAAUUAUUUGUUAUCCACAUUUAUAUAUGGCUGAGUAACUUAAGGAUUAUCAAAGUAAAGCACGUACUAAAUAUCCUGAAUAUGAAGCUCCUGAAGUUUAGUUAAGAGGCUAUAAAAGACAUAUACUUUCAUUUGAAGAUCCUUAGAAAAUAAUGACAAAAAUAAAUGAAAAAUAAGAAAAGAAUGAAAUAAAUAAAAUUGAGCCUUAAAAAAAAAAUUCUAAUAAUAUGCAUUAAAUACCAAAGAAUAUUAAUGAAAAUCAAAUUAAAAACUAAAAGAAUGCAUACUUAUAGCCUUAAAUAAAGAAAUUUGUCACAGAUUAUAGUGAUUAAUGUGAUUUAAAUGACAAAAAAUAUAACAUUAAAAGUAAUUAUAUAUAUUAUGAAUCUUCUGAAGAUAUAAGAGAGUUAAAGAUGGAAAACUUGUUGAGAACUAAUAGAGUGAAAUAAAUAGCCGAAAAACGAGAAGAUGAGGAAAAAUUAGAAAUGAUGAAAUAAUGGGCAGUUAAUAAAAGUAGAAUUGAAAAAGAAAUAAAUCGAAAAGUUGAUUCUUCUACAUUUGGAAAUGAUUUCAAAUAAUUAGAAUAUAAAUAUGAUAAAACUAAAAGAUCUAUUUCUCUUCAAACUAAUCCAAAUUAGCAAAAAACUUUUAAUUGUGUCGAAUAUUUAGCUAAAAGAGAUUUAAAUCACGAAAAAUAAAAUAUUAAUUUAGAAGAUUAAAUUACGUAAUAAAGAAUUAAUUAAGUAAAGAAUUAAUAUUAUAAUAUUAUUGGAUUAAGAUAAAAUAAAAACGAUUAAAAAAUUAAUAAAAUAUUACCUUCUUUAUCUAUAUAUGAUAGUAGUAAUUGCAAAAAUAGAUUUAAGCAUUUCUCAACUAUAGUUAAUGUUAAUGUAAAAAAACUUCAAAAAAAACAACUAGAUUAAGCUUUAGAGAUAAAAAACAGAAUGGCUAAAUAUAAGAUAAACAUGCAAAUGAAAGAAUUAGCUAAUGCUAUACUUACACCUUCAGGCAUAUAAAAUGCUUAAGAAAUCAAUUUAUUACCAGAACCUGGAUAAAGACUCAUAAAAAAUCCUUUUAUAAAUGAAAAAAAAAAAAAAAAAAAGAACAAAAGAAGGUGA